Molecule: messenger RNA, 867 nt
Organism: Nematocida homosporus
Lineage: Eukaryota; Fungi; Microsporidia
Exons: 1
Coding region: 1-867 (288 amino acids)
Source: RefSeq, a predicted model, not a curated record
AUGAUGGAAUAUACAUCUGUUGAUGUUCAACCUACACCAACACUUACUAAUAUGGUGGUAGAGGGAUGGGAUCCAGUUAAGAAUGCAGCUAUGCAAACCUAUACGAAUUUAAAUUCACGGCCUAAUGGUAUACGCCAAGUAUGGGAUGAAUUGAAGGGAAAUGGAAUGAUGGCUUUUGGUGGGGCAAUUGCUUGGUGCAGUACUAUAUUGGUGCUGGCUUGUCUGAUGUUCUUGACUCGAGUAACAGUUGCUAAUAACUUAUCUGGACUGUUGGGUCAUGGCGUGCCGCAUUACGGAAGCCAAAGUGCAUCGAUUCAACUGUGUGUUAUGGCUGUGAUAACCCUGGUGAUUGGUGGGGUUGGCUUAGGAUAUUGGGUUAAAGAGUUAUGCCAUACUGGUAAACCGCGUAAAAUGCCAUAUGUAGCUGCUAAGUCUGCUGCAGCUACUUUAAUGAUUUUAGUCCCAGCUUCUAUAGUGACCUUUGGUGUAUUUGGACUUAAGGGUCUUUUAAACAUGGCUAGAGAGGGAGCAAUUGAUAAUGGCAAGGCUCCACUCAUAGGAAAGGUUGGGAUGUUUUGGAUUAUGGGCGGAAUCUUGGCUAUACUCGGAGUGCUGGCUUUGGUAGCAAUGGCACUUUGGACAAUUAGGAGGAUCAAACAGCCAAAGGAGACACGGCCAUCUGUUAGGGAUCUACUUCUUCCAUUCCUGCUAUUUGUUGCUUUGAUCGUGGUUCUUGUUUGGGGCGGUAUUCUUUUGAAUAGCCUUGGGGUUAGAGCCGUAGAUCUUUUUAGGUAUAGGAAUGGGAUUGGAUCCAGUAGCUUUGAUUUACAUCCUUUUGAACUUUUGAUUAAGGGCUAUACGCCAUAA